Molecule: messenger RNA, 1064 nt
Organism: Polypterus senegalus (gray bichir)
Lineage: Eukaryota; Metazoa; Chordata; Cladistia; Polypteriformes; Polypteridae
Exons: 9
Coding region: 3-1064 (353 amino acids)
Molecular function (GO): nucleic acid binding
Source: RefSeq, a predicted model, not a curated record
CAAUGAAAGGUGUUCGAGCUAUGUAUAGACGUGUGAGGGACUUCAGAGGAAUUCGACCAUGCUAUCGAAAUGAUGUACAUGAAGUAAUGCGUCAAUUGGAUGCAAGGGGGCUGCACAGACGACAGCCAGGAAAUCGUAAAAUUCUGAGAUGCCAGUACUCAACAAAGGGCCCCAAUCACACUUGGCACAUUGAUGGAAAUGAUAAAUUGCGUUUUUAUGGAAUCUGGAUUCAUCUGUGUAUUGAUGGAUAUUCAAGAAGUGUUAUAUGGCUACAUGCAGGGACCUCCAAUCGGAAUCCACGUUUAAUUGCUAGAUAUUUUCUUGAUGCAGUGGAAACAGAAAAUGGUUGUCCACGCCUUGUGAGAGCAGAUAGGGGUUGUGAAAAUUCUUUAGUUGCCAUUAUACAGAUGUCUUUUAGAUACCGUCACCAUGACAGCUUAGCAGGAGUUAACAGUUUCAGAUAUGGGAAGUCUAUACAUAAUCAACGAGCAGAGUACUUUAAUGGAUACCUAAAAAAAUCAUGGAUAUGUUUCUGGCAAAAACAUUUUGAGGCAAUGGUGGAAGCUGAAAUUUUGGAACUAUCCAAUCCCAUACAUAUACACUGUGUCCAAUAUUGCUUUUUACCUCUAAUUGAAAGGCAGCUUUACUCUGAGCGCAUUGAAUGGAACAACCAAAGGAUUCAUAAGCAGACUUUAGCUGCAGGACCAUUUGGAAAACCAGACAUGCUCUAUUUUUGUCCUCCAUCCGGAACUCCAAAUAUGCUGUGCACAAUUGAUGAUGAUCUUCAGCAGCAAGCAGACACUAUGGCUUGUGAAAAGGGAUCCACCCUGACUGUGGCCAAUGUUGCUUUCAGGCAGUUGUGCUCCACUGUGUUUACUCUCCCUAGAUCAAUGGAUAGUUAUUCAGUUGAUGAUGCUAUGGCUUCCUAUCUAACAACUGCAAAUCACAUCACAACCCUUAUGGCCAGUUUGAAUCUGAUUGAGCCGGAUAACUUUGUACAGGCUUUUGAAAUAUAUGAAAAAAUAGUAAAUUCUUCUCAUACUAAAUACAUUUUGUUGUUGUGA